Molecule: messenger RNA, 4432 nt
Organism: Hemicordylus capensis (graceful crag lizard)
Lineage: Eukaryota; Metazoa; Chordata; Lepidosauria; Squamata; Cordylidae
Gene: VWA3B
Product: von Willebrand factor A domain containing 3B
Exons: 29
Coding region: 207-4355 (1382 amino acids)
Source: RefSeq, a predicted model, not a curated record
UCUGCAAGGGGCGCUAGCAGCCCCGUCUUGUCUUAUAUGGGGAACCCCAGAAUGAGCAGAAAGCUACAAGCCUCGGCUGGUUAAUGCCACGAGUCCUUCUUUCAGUCUAGCUGAGUGAGGCGUUUCUUGGAUUGAUUUUUCUCUCUCCUCCCCUGGCAAUUGUUUCGGGGGUACCAGCGGGACUACUUGAUGAUCCGAGAGCAAAAAUGAAGGAACAUAAAAGAAAACAAAAAAUCGAUGCAGCUAGAAUGAUUGGCAACUUGAAUAAACAGAGUGCCUGGAGUGAACAGGCUCAUUUUGAUAGAAAGCCUAAAAGAGAUGCUAAAAAAUCUAAUUUGCCCACUGCCUGCGAAAUGCACUCUGAAGAAAAAGAAAGGAGACGUAAUAUAGAUGGUAUUCAGUGGGACGUGGAUGUGCAGCCUCUCAUAUCCUCCACCAAAUGGCUUCACCUUCAUGGACUCAAGAGGAACAAGUUAUCUCUUUCUCAAAUUUUAUCCCAAAUUGGAUUUCAGCACAGGGAAGAUUAUGUGUCCAUCUUGGGGAAACUUGUGGCUUCUCGAUAUGCAAAUGGACUUUAUCGUCAAUACAUGACACCACAAGAUGGCAAGCUGUACAAUCUGACAGCCAAAAAGGACCUUCUUCUUCAUUUUGUGGAUUGUCUGACUGGAAUGAUUGGACUGUAUAAACAGAGGAUGGAAUGGCUAACCACCGAAAGCCGGCAAAUAUUUGGAGUGAUUCAGGAACAGAGCAUCACUGUUGUUCUGGAUUUUGGUGCUCCUUCUAGAGAGGAAUUUGAUCUAUGUCAAGAGGCGCUUUCUAUGGUCUUUACACAGCAAGUGACCCAAAUUGCCAGAUUUAAUGUCAUUCAGGCUGCUCAAGAUCUUGUGAAAUGGCAGGAGAAGACAGUUCCUGUGACUGAGCAUUCUAUCCAGGCUGCUCUUGAGUGGCUCUGGACACUGGACCUCAUGCCAGCUGUUUGCCUCACGGCCCCCACAGAAGCUCUCUUGGAGGCAUUGUUUGACGAGACGACGGAAGCAGUGUACUACUUCGUUGUGGGUGAUACACCUGAAUGCAUGAAGCACUUGCUUCUACAGAAGCUUUCAAGGAGCCCAUUUCCAGUCCAUACAGUGUCUUUUAAUGCCCAAGAGGAGGAAACAAUUGCUUUCUUAAAGGAGCUGAGUCAUCUGACCACUGGCAGGUUCCAUGCAUUUCUUGAGAGAAAGGACUAUUUAGACAUGGUGGGAACGUCAAUAAACCAGGACAAGGAGGAAAGAAGCUUACCUACUCAAAACUCAAGAAAACUGAAAGGAAACUUGCCUAUAGGGGCAGGUGUCAGAGAAGAUGUCUUCUUGAUCUGGAAGGAGCUGGAGGAAGCCAGGAAUACACUGAUACAAGUUCAGAAAAUUUUGUCAGAGUUUGAGCAGUGCAAGUCUGUUGAUGCCACUAGCACUGACUAUUCAUCAGGUGAUCCAAAAGCAGAGGCUUAUGUGAAUUCCAAGGUCUGGCUUGAGAAGAAUGGCUUGAAAGCACAGAACCUGACAAUAUCUAAAGCAUUUGGAGAUUGUACCUUUCGCCAUGCAGAUGGGAUUGUUGAUAUCAAAACCAAGCCAAAGGAUGAAUCUUUGCAAACUGAUGCUGAGACUAACAAGAAGAUAGUCCAUGCAAAAUACUGUGACAAGUUUUUACAUACAUACUUGGAAGAUGGGACUAUUGUUCACAUACAGUUAGAUAAUGAAAGGUGCAGGCAGUUUGAAGAUAGAAUGAAGAGUGCUCUCGAUCAAAUGGAAGGAAGACUUCAGGAGCUGCAGAAAGGGAGCAGAGCACUCUUUGGGGAGGUAAUGGAAGAUCACAUCUAUAUUCUAAUUGAUACAUCUCAGUCUAUGAGGGAGAAACUGCCAGUGGUGAAACAGAAAAUAUUUCAGCUCAUGUUGGAACAACUGUGGAACAAAACCAAGUUUAACCUUGUUAAAUUUGAUGCUGAAGUAGUGACAUGGAAAGAGAAACUUACUGAAGUUAAUGAACUUAAUUUGGAGGAUGCUUUGCGUUGGGUAAAAGAACUAGAGGCUGGAAGUUCUACAAAUACACUGAAAGCUCUUCAGAUUGCCUUUGCUGAUGGUGGCACUCGAGCCAUCUAUCUUCUUACUGAUGGGAGGCCUGAUCAGCCCCCGCAAAGAAUCCUAGCCCAUCUUGAACUUCAGCGGAAAAUUCCAGUUCACACUGUUUCCUUUAACUGUGAUGAUACCAGUGCUAAUAAAUUUUUACAUGAGUUGGCUAGUGAGACAGGUGGACGGUUUCAUUACUAUCAUAUUAGUUUGAAGGAUCCUGAUGCUCCAAAACCUUUUGAGUGUGAGGAAAUAUAUCUUAUUAAAAAAGAGAUUGAACAAGGAGAAAAGGAACUGAAGAAAAUACAGGCCUUUCAUAAUGACCAUCAAUUGACAGAUCGGUUUAAUGGAGCAAACAUUCUUCAGAAUAAACAUCGCAGGCAGCCUUUUACUGCAUCCACAGUAAGCCCACGGGUUGAGGGACUGAAUCCCCUACCUCCUGAUAGGCCAUAUUGUACUUCUGAAGAGCCUGCAUCAGCUUCACCCCAGCUUGGUACAGAUGGAUGUCAGGCACGCUCUGAGAGUCCAGCCAGAAAGAAGAAAGCAUUGCAUGCAGAGCAAACAAAGAGUAGUAUGCUUAGAACUCUGUGCCAUGCAGCAAAGCCUUCUGAACAAAGUCCCAGUAGAAGAGCAUCUGCAGAGAGAAAAAUGCUCCCUACAGAGCAGAAGACCCAGAAAACUGAGAAAAAGAUGGAUAAAGACCCUUUAGAUACUUCUUCAGCUCAGUGGUUAAAGACUCAUGGUUUGGUUGCUAGGCGACUCACCAUAAUGGAUGCCUUAGCCCCAACAGCUGUUCCUCGCACAACAAAAUACGUUCCAGUUAUAGACAAACAUGUUGUUUCACGAGUAUUUGAUGAAGUCUUACCCUUUGCCCAUGUGAGCAGUGAUAAGAAAUUUGUCACGCUGAUUAAUCCUCAGGCAGUGAAUCUUGAUGCAUACAAGGAAAAAGUGAAGGAAGCAAUAAAAGCAUAUGAAAGGCGCCUUGAUCUCAUUAUUUGGAGAGCAUUACCUCAGAAGGAAAAAUACAAGUUUGAACAGGAACAGCCUGUCUCGUACAUGGAACGUAAGGCAUCUUUGCUAGAGGUCUUAGAAGAUCUGGAUUGGCCUGUUGCCCAAGAAGAUGUGAUGUUGCUGGAAGAUGAGAUUCUGACAGGUUUAACGUACCUAAAACAAGCCACUGAUCUUCAAGAAGCUUCUAGAGAAGAACCCCAGAGAAUAUGCCCGCUUCAGAUCUGUCCCAACCCAGCGAGACAUGAAGCAAAGCUACUACCGGCAAAGAAGCAGCAGAAAGGAAAAGCAUUUGAUGCUCUCAGAGGUCGGAAGGUUAUUGCAAGAUCAGAAAGCACAGGAUUUUAUUAUCCGGGGACAGCAAUAAGAAGCAUCACUUCUUGUUAUGCACUUGUUGAUUUUGUUAAUGGACAAACUGAGAUUGUCCCACUGAGGUUCAUUAUGCCUGUGGGUGGUGCAAUGCCUUGCCCACCCUUACAGAUUGGAGACUACGUACUUGCUAGAGUUAGCAAGCAAUCGGGAGAUGAGGUUUAUGUACCUGGUAUUGUCAUAGCAACACCAGAUAAAACUGGUACAGAUGAUAAACUCUAUGCAAUUUUGAAAUAUAACAACAAAAAGGGAUACUGUGUACGAAAUGGGCUUAUUAAAAUCAGUCAUAGAAGGUAUACCUGUUCCUGCUGCUACAUAAGCAUGAGCCGGAUGAUGGAUUACGUUGUGCCAAAUGUAAAGAUUGCGAAGCACUUCCACAGAGCACUUCCAAGUGGGGGGAGAGAGAAAAAGACAGUCUCCGUAGGAGGAGACUUGAAGAAGAAGAAGAAAACAGGAAGAGCUAAGAACAAGAAAGAGCACAGCAAGGAGGCAGCUACAUCUGACUCUGAUGAGGUGGUAUUUGUUCCCAGAAGGGUGGUGAAAUGGAGAGAAAAUAAUUCACCCCUCCAUGUGAAAGAAAGAAGAGAAGCACCUUAUUCAGCAUGCCGCCGUUCUUCAAGGGACACAGACCGGUGGCUCUCUUCCAGCACUUCUGAUUAUCGGCUGCCUAGGCAGCUUAGUUCCUCCCAUCUUUCAGUGCACCGCAAGAGUGCCCCGCAGCUUGCUAGGACAUUCAGCAGUAGCAGCAGCACCAGUAAUGGCUCCAUGUCGAGUAUUGAGAAGGUAGAAGAGUUGGCCAGACGCCUUCAGCAGUACCAUAUAGCUCAAAGGCAAAGCCUCUCUGAAGAUAUGAGUCAAGACCAGAGCAUGUCAUGAAUGCUGAGGGGAGGGAGUCAUCAUCACCAGCUAUGAAACAGUAUUCUGCCAAUGCUAAAUAAACCAUUUUAAUUUGA